Messenger RNA from Arabidopsis thaliana (thale cress), 357 nucleotides. RefSeq lists its product as uncharacterized. Lineage: Eukaryota; Viridiplantae; Streptophyta; Magnoliopsida; Brassicales; Brassicaceae. The transcript has a single exon. Bases 1 to 357 code for a protein of 118 amino acids. The record is from RefSeq and is marked reviewed.
AUGGUAGCUUCUGAUUCACGGCCAAUGAGACUCCGCUUGCGAGCUGAACUCUUUUUGGCAUCAUUCGCAGUGAGAGAAGAGAGCAUACGCAGUGAAGAAGGGAGUGGAGCUUAUAUUUCAAAGUAUAUUAAAGGUAUUCUAAAAUCAAGAUUAUCCCGACGUGAGCAGUCACGCUGGAAUAUAAUAGAUGAUACAACUUAUAUGGCUUUCUUUGAAGAAUUUGCGUCUCUUAAUCCAGUUUUUCAUACUUUCUUAUUUUACGGGAGGAGAGACGGAGAAGAUCUUUCUUUUCACAUUGUUGGGUUUUUUCGUCUAUCGAUACGGGGUUACAUAUUCUUUUUAUGGGAAAGCUUUUAG